GGGGAAGAGCGACCUAUGGCUGGCUCGGUCCCUGGCAAGUGAGGCCUGGGGCAGGUGACAGGUGGCGAGUGGCGGGUGAUCGGAAACUCCGAAUCCUUUGCUGUCAGGUGGUCAGGGAACACCCUGCCACGAGGAACCCAGGAGGAUCUGCUGGGAACAGGGGAUCAGGGCCAGUGACGCAGGUGGCGCUUUCGGGGGAGACCAGGUCUCCGCGAGUGGUGACCCUACCCAGCGUAGCUUAGGUUCAGGGGAUCCCCUAAUCUUCUCCCGCGGGCAGGGGCGUUGGCCUGCGCCCCGGUCCCCUGGCACGGUGUGGUCUUCUUAGCCAGCAGUGGGCGCCUCGGGCUCACCUUGUCCCCUUGCGCUGGAGGAGGAGGGUGGUGCGAGGUGGAGUCAUGCCCAAGCCCAGCUGGACGUGGUUAGGAAAAUCAAAAUGUUUCGCACUUCAUCCUUGGAUCUGUUUCCUAAUAAUCCUCAUCUUGGUCUUCUUUGGGUAUGAGUCCAUGAGUCCCAGAAGCCUGCUGGUGGGCAGGCUGGGAGCCUCCGAGACCAGGAUGAUCUACACCCAGCCAAAGGUGCUCACACCUGCUAGGAGCGAUGUCCUUAUCCUGACUCCAUGGCUGGCUCCCAUUGUGUGGGAGGGGACCUUCAACAUCGACAUCCUCAAUGAGCAGUUCAGGCUUCGCAACACCACCAUUGGACUGACCGUGUUUGCCAUCAAAAAAUAUGUGGUCUUCCUGAAGUUGUUCUUGGAGACAGCCGAGCAGCACUUCAUGGUUGGACACAGGGUCAACUACUAUGUCUUCACUGACCGGCCAGCAGACGUGCCGCAAGUGCCCUUGGGAGCAGGACGGCGGCUGGAGGUGCUGACCGUGCGCAACUACACUCGCUGGCAGGACGUGUCUAUGCACCGCAUGGAGAUGAUCAGCCGCUUCUCGGAGCAGCGCUUCCAGCACGAGGUGGAUUACCUGGUGUGUGCCGACGUGGACAUGAAGUUCCGUGACCACGUGGGUGUGGAGAUCCUGUCAGAACUCUUCGGAACUCUGCAUCCGGGUUUCUACAGUAGCAACCGGGAGGCCUUCACCUAUGAGCGCCGGCCCCAGUCUCAGGCCUUCAUACCCCAGGGGGAGGGUGAUUUUUACUACAUGGGGGCCUUCUUUGGGGGAUCUGUAAUGGAGGUGUAUCACCUCACCAAGUCCUGUCAUGAAGCCAUGGUGGUCGACCAGGGCAAUGGCAUUGAGGCCGUGUGGCACGAUGAGAGCCACCUGAACAAGUACCUGCUAUACCACAAGCCCACUAAGGUGCUGUCCCCAGAGUACAUGUGGGACCAGCAGCUGCUGGGCUGGCCCUCCGUCAUGAAGAAGCUGCGAUAUGUGGCCGUGCCCAAGAACCACGAGGCAAUCCGGAACUGAUAGCCAGGGUCUCAGGAGUGGCUGUGCGGCUGGCCUGUGGCCCCAGUGCUGACCAUGAACUGAAAGGGUCUGAGACUAAUUGCUGUAGCCUCAUCCUCUACCUCAGACUCAAGCAGGCCCUGCUCCACCUGGCCUUUCGCACACUCUGUCCCAGGCUGGGGCCUCAUGGAGUGGCCUCCACCUUCAGCUCCUCAACCCCUGUGCUCUGUGAGGCAGUGGUCUCAGCCUCACCCCACAAGGGACAAGGGAUGGAGUCCUUCAAAAUAAAGAAGAAAGCCUGUCGCUCUGUCACCUGGGGGCUUGCACAUCUUCAUCUUGUGCCAGUCCUGUCCUCUGUAAGAGCUCUGACAGCUGAAAAGUCCCCUCAGGAGCAGGCAGGCAAGGAGGAGUAAUCAUGACCUGCAGGACUUGGCCAUGCUUAGCUCUAAUCCAGCCCACUUUGGCUUGUAGUAGUCCACCUUAGCCAUUGCCUGUGUAUAGGUUUGUUUGCUUUGGAAAUUGCUAGUUAUAUAUUAUUGGGAAUAAAUUUAUUUCUGUAACAUAA
Molecule: messenger RNA, 1956 nt
Organism: Jaculus jaculus (lesser Egyptian jerboa)
Lineage: Eukaryota; Metazoa; Chordata; Mammalia; Rodentia; Dipodidae
Product: histo-blood group ABO system transferase 2-like
Exons: 6
Coding region: 396-1412 (338 amino acids)
Biological process (GO): carbohydrate metabolic process
Cellular component (GO): Golgi apparatus; vesicle; membrane
Molecular function (GO): glycoprotein-fucosylgalactoside alpha-N-acetylgalactosaminyltransferase activity
Source: RefSeq, a predicted model, not a curated record